Messenger RNA from Anopheles cruzii, 1851 nucleotides. Its product is annotated as sphingolipid delta(4)-desaturase DES1-like. Gene Ontology annotation, molecular function: sphingolipid delta-4 desaturase activity. Gene Ontology annotation, biological process: ceramide biosynthetic process. Bases 46 to 1011 code for a protein of 321 amino acids. The record is from RefSeq and is a predicted model, not a curated record. Lineage: Eukaryota; Metazoa; Arthropoda; Insecta; Diptera; Culicidae. Gene Ontology annotation, cellular component: membrane. The transcript has 2 exons.
UAGAAAGGUUGAUUUUUCGCAGAACCUUCUAGGACCGGCAGAACCAUGGGACAACACGUUUCCCGGACGGACUUCGAGUGGACGUAUACGGAGGAGCCGCACGCUAGCCGGCGGAAGCUGAUUCUGGAGAAGUACCCACAGAUUAAGAAGCUGUUCGGUUACGAUCCGCAGUUCAAGUGGGUAGCGAGUGCCAUGGUCCUAAUGCAGCUGGCCAUGCUGUUUGUGAUGAAGGACCAGCCGUGGAAAAUAAUAUUUCUCACGGCCUACUGUUUCGGCGGCGUGAUCAAUCACUCGCUAAUGCUCGCCUGUCACGAGAUCGCACAUAACCUGGCGUUUGGACAUGCCCGACCACUGGCCAAUCGGUUGUUUGGCUUCUUCUGCAAUCUCCCGAUCGGCCUACCGAUGUCGGUGUCAUUCAAAAAGUACCAUCUGGAGCACCAUCGCUAUCAGGGCGACGAGGUGAUUGAUACGGAUCUGCCAACGUACCUUGAGGCGCAGCUUUUCUGUACCACGCUCGGCAAACUGUUCUGGGUCUGUCUGCAACCGUUGUUCUACAUCUUCCGGCCACUCAUCGUGAACCCCAAGCCGCCGCAAAGGCUCGAACUGGUCAACGGUGUCAUUCAGCUCGCCUUCAACACGGUGAUUGUUUACUGCUUCGGGUGGAAGGUAAUGGUGUAUCUGAUCGUGGGGUCUCUGCUGGCGAUGGGCCUCCACCCCGUGGCCGGUCACUUCAUCUCGGAGCACUACAUGUUUGCGAAGGGCUUCGAAACGUACUCCUACUAUGGGCCGCUCAACUGGAUCACGUUUAACGUCGGGUACCACAACGAGCACCACGAUUUUCCGGCCGUACCCGGACGUCUGCUGCCGGAGGUGAAGCGGAUCGCUCCGGAGUUUUACGACACCAUCCCGCAGCAUACCUCCUGGACGCGUGUGCUUUACGAUUUCAUCACCGAUCCGUCCAUUGGGCCGUACGCUAGGAUCAAGCGUAAGGCCCGUGGACUGGACUCCUAAGCAUUAUAUUACCCACUCAGGUGUGACGAACAUCCUACGCUAGGGCGGUAAUAUUCAUAAAACAAAGAUGAAACGGUCUUAGGGGUGUUAAAGGUCUUGGCGAAAAAAAUCAGCACACAAUUGGGCGUGAAGUUUGACGACUGCAGCGGGAUGCAUACAAGUAUUGUUGAGAAGAUAUUACGAUAACACGUUGCGUGGCGGAGAGCACGGUGCACUUGAGAAGCUCAAGUGUUUGAUUUUAGUUUAACGAACAAGCCUUGCGAUUAUUCAAGCAUGAGGCAGCAAAGCUAAGGGCAUGUUUGGUAAUUGAUUUGCACUGUUUAUUUGGCUCAGGAGACGUGUCAGCGUGGCCUGGGAAGCAUUCUCGACACCCGGUGGACUGUGUGCGAGGCUAAAGAAUGUAUCGUUUUAUGAUUUGCACCAACCGUUACCUCAAAAGCUCUGCGCACUCGCAUUCAGCAAGCAAGGAAGAUAAUACGACUUCUGCUAGAGUAACUUCAGCCACGGUUGGUUCAACGCCCGGGUUGCUCCACGGUCUGUAACUGCAGCACGAGCACCCGCGUCACACUGAUUAGGAUAGGAUAAUGAAUACUAAAACUGUUAGCUAUACAGGGAAGCACCGGAAAACCGUGUGACUUGUUUUGUAAUGCGCUUUACAUGUACGUGUCGUGUUUGUGUGGAUUGAUUGUUGUGUACGAAGAACUAGUGGAUUUUCCAACCGAACUCUGAAUAUACCGAGCUGAGGUAUACCUAAACAAAAAUAUACUAAAUUUACAACGGUUGCUUACGAAGGAGAACGGCUACCGGUGGCCGCAGGCCCGUGUUGGAUGUCAAAAUGGA